UUAACCCCACGCGUUUUGGGGAAGAAAGUUAAUGCGUGUUUAAGCGAGGAGAACCGAGCCGCUCCUCCCACGCACGGAGUGUGUGUGUGAGUGUGUGUGUGUAGAAGUUCCUUGGAAAGAGCUGCUGGUUGGACGAGUGGGGAAAAGGGGAGGACGGGAAAAAUGCUUGCUCAUCCUUUAUCAGCAGAAGCCUGUGAGUCAGCAGAGCGCGCGCUUGCGACACACACACACACACACACACGCGCGCGCCUUUGCGAUGACUUGGCUGGGUUGAGCUCCAGCGGAGAUAAGCAGUUCUCACGGAUGUAGUUCAGCAUGUCACUGGAGAGCUGCAGGACCUCAGUGUUCACAUUCCAGUCCUCGGUGCACAGUUCGCAUGUUCUCCGCUGCCUGAACGAGCAGCGGCAGAAGGACCUCCUGUGCGAUGUGACGGUGGCGGUGGAGAGCCAGAGCUUCCGGGCUCAUCGCUCCAUUCUUGCAUCCUGCAGUGACUACUUCAGCGCCCGUAUGUCCAGCCACACGGGCCAGGGGCUCGUCAUCAACCUGCCUGAGGAGGUAACUGCAGAAGGAUUUGAGCCUUUACUGCAGUUUGCAUACACUUCCAAACUGCUCUUCACCAAAGAGAACGUACUGGAGAUCCGUAACUGUGCCACCGUUUUGGGCUUCAAGAACCUGGAUAAAGCCUGCUUCGACUUCCUCUUGCCCAAGUUCUUUGACAGCAGCAAAAAUUCAUCAAAAGGAUCCAGGAAGCAGUGCUGUAAAACCAAAUGCUGGAGAUCACAGGCUGAAUCAAGCUUUAAAGGUGAUGACGCUGAUGAGGCUCAAGAAACAUCUUUGGUGUCCCCGUGUGCCACGCUGGAGAAAAAGGAGCUGUCCAGCCCAAAUAAAAUUGGUGAAAAUGCCGAAUCUCAGACGGAAACACAUGUAGAGACCGAGCAGGAGCUGGAAACGGAGUCCAGACCGGAUUAUUCCCUCUUGUGCCCAAAGUACCGCAAGUUUCAGCUGGCCUGUGGCAAGGGCUCGUCCUACAUGGACACCUGUGCCCCAGAGGCUGAAAACACCAACAGUGCCUGCCUUCUAAACUGCCUGCCUUGCUCCAGCUCUGGAGACUGCAAGGCUGUGGUUACUAGCAAAGACCCUCCAGGAGACGACGUGAAGGAUGCUGUGACACCUUUUUGCUGCCCGCUUGGUAAGCAAGCACCAACCGAGACACCUCUGAGUCUUUGCCCCGGCCAGGCAUCAGUGCAGUUCUGCAGGGAGGCUGCCGAGGCCAGCUGCCCAGCAACUGCCCCAGCAACUGCGGGGGAAGGAGGAGAGAGCCUUGCUGCAAGACUUAAGGGUAAAGAAGCCAUAAUCUCAGACUGUUGCACUGGACCAGCCUGUCCAAGCCCAUGCAGCACACUCAGAGCAGACCAGAGGAGCACUGUGGAGAUCGAGGUGGCGAACCAGCUCACCUCCUGGCCUGAUGUUUGCGGCCCCAGAGCCUCAGCAUCUGCCCCAGACACAACAAGGAGAACCUCAGAGAUGCACUGGCUCAGACAGCUCGAGCUCGGGCCCAGGCCGGUGGACUGCCCCUUUCUCAGGGACCUGGACGCCGUGGACGCUCAGGUACGAGGCAGCGAGAAGCUACUCCUUUCAGCUGAGAGCCCUUACAUCUCCAUGCUCUCAGGAGAAGACUCAGACAGCUUCGAUACAGAGGGCGACAGCGAGUCCUACACCAAUGAACGGGCGAGUGAGAUGCAGCUGCCGUUUUCUGUGGAUCGCAUUGCGUCUCUGAGCCGCAACGACUUCCAGCAGAUGCUGAAGACGCACUCCCUGACGCGCGAGCAGCUCGAUUUCGUGCACGAUGUCCGGCGGCGCAGCAAGAACCGCAUCGCCGCUCGCCGCUGCCGUAAGAGGAAGCUGGAUUGCAUUCAUAACCUGGAGUGCGAGAUCGAAAGAUUGCGGAGCGAGAAGGAGAAGCUAACAGCUGAGAAGCGGCAGCUGGACCAGCUGAAGCUGAAGACAUGGCAGAGCUACUCUGGUCUGUACGAGAGACUGUGCACCGAGGCCAACCUCCAGCCAGAGCAGGUACAGGUGUUUGCCAAGUACACCUCCCUGGCAGACUGCCCAUUCAAAGCCCACCUGUCCACCAAAGCAUGUAUCUACCACUGCCCCGAGUCUGAACUCCAGCCCUUGGCUGCAGGUCUGGCCGCCGAUGCUGUUGUCUGUGAGCCCAAGCCUUCCACCAGCUCCACUCUGGAACCCCCUGCCGUUGGAGUCAACGGCAAAACCCAGAGCCCCUCAGGUCCACUAGCAGGUCUACCUGACCCACAUCCCACUGACUUUCCACACACAGAGGAGAGCACGAUGACCUCAGCCACGCACAUCUGCCCAGACCAAAUCAGCAAACUUGAAACAGACGAAUAAAAAGGUGCUUCCUGUUGUUUUUUUAAAUAUCUGUAAACCACGAACUGUUUAAAAUGAGGACUGUGGAAAAUGGAAAUUUUUUUUUUCACUGUAUGAAGCUUUCAGACUAACUGUCAACCUUACAGCGUGUGAGGUCACUUCCAUUCCUCGUCUUUAAGGUUGUAUAUUGAUGCUUUUAUGUAUGUGCCGUCACGCGCGUUCCUGCUCAUUCAUAAGUCGGCCUGGUUUCGUCAGUGUUAGGCACUAUUCACUGAACAGACGGAUCAUUUUUAUAGAUUUUAAGGCAUAUUUCUCCUGAUUUUACACACCCGAUGACCUCUGCCUUUUUCUGACCCACUUUCACAUAGCCCCCGUCAUCACUCGAUUCCUGCACAGCUCAUCACAGGAGAGACUAAUAGAGGAAUCUCUACCGAGAGGCAAGCAACACUCAGGACGUUGAAAAAAAGCAUGCUGGAAAAUAAUUUUGUGGUUAAUUUAUAACGUACAAUGUUAAUGUACAACACAUGAAGGAGCUUUAGGAUAAGUUUGGACUACAUGUAUUGCUUCACGUAGUCAUGGCAUAAAUGCCCAUUCAGCUAAAUUGAAGGUAACCAGUCCAGAGAUGUGUUUUUAUUGUUUUGUAGACAAAUGGUUAUGGUGCUUUUCCUAAACCUAUGGAAUAUGAUCACUUACAUACCUAAUGGUUUAAUUAGUCUCUUGCUGCUUUCUUGCAUGGCCCCAAAUGAGUUCAUUUUUCUUACGAGGCGCCCAGGCAACAUGAUUAAAUUGUUUGUUUAAUAUUGCUAAUUCACACUUGCUCUGGAUUUAUUCCCUGCGUGAAGUACUGCAUUCAUUUCUAAUGCAUGCAGUGGGAGAGCAUACAGAGGGAUUCCACAUUAGAAGACUAUCAGUCAGUGCAGCCUGCUGGAAUAUUUAGGUGCUAUGAGUUCUGUUCCACCAGCAGAUGGCAGUGUUUGACUGUAAUAGUUUGUCUUUCACCGUCAUUCCCGGGACCUCCCUAACCCUAAAAGCUUAGAUGCUUGGCUCUGGUUUAGUAUAAUAGUAUGAAACUCUUUCGAAUACAUGCAGAACCUGAUACUGAUUAUCAGUCUAUAGGUGAAUAUAAGCCUGUCUGAUUGACGUUUGAAGACCGGAGGAAAUGAUUUAAGAUCAUCUUAAGCCCGGGCUAAUCCCGCGCAGUCCUGAUCUCUGUAGGUUCACUUGCACUUGUUGUUGUGUUUGAAUAAGACUACCUUUAUAAACGGUUGGCACUUCCAAGAUCAUUAAUAAGCAGCUAUGACGCAGGAAUAAAAGGUGAGCUGUUAUAUCUGAUGAUUAUGACUGUGAAGAAGCCGCUAGUUUAAUGCUGACUGAUGGAGAAGACAGGAAAACAAUUAAAAUCGGAGGCUUAAUAGUAUAAAUAAACGUGGGUUCACUAUUAGACAGACAUCAGGUCACAGUUGCCCUUCAGACUGGUUGAAACCAGUUUAUAAAUGGUUAUUAAUUACGUUAUAAACACCCUAUGAUAAUGAUAAUAAGCAUUUAAAAAAAUAGUGAAAUCACAUCCAUUUAUACUGUUAAAGUUCAGAUUUUGAUGCUUACUGAUCUUCAUCCAUCAGUCAGCAUUAAACAGAUGGCUUCAUCACAUUCAUUCAUCGGCUGUAUGAAUUCACUUUUUUAAAAUUAGUUAUAACUGCUUAUAAAUGAUUUAUAGAGUGUUUAUGAUCUAAGUAAUAAACACAUUUUAAACCAUU
This is a messenger RNA of Pygocentrus nattereri (red-bellied piranha), 4142 nucleotides long. It is a transcript of the gene bach1b, whose product is annotated as BTB and CNC homology 1, basic leucine zipper transcription factor 1 b. Gene Ontology annotation, molecular function: DNA-binding transcription factor activity, RNA polymerase II-specific; RNA polymerase II cis-regulatory region sequence-specific DNA binding; protein binding. The transcript has 5 exons. Lineage: Eukaryota; Metazoa; Chordata; Actinopteri; Characiformes; Serrasalmidae. The record is from RefSeq and is a predicted model, not a curated record. Bases 316 to 2409 code for a protein of 697 amino acids. Gene Ontology annotation, biological process: regulation of transcription by RNA polymerase II.